This is a messenger RNA of Chionomys nivalis (European snow vole), 734 nucleotides long. Its product is annotated as prolactin. Gene Ontology annotation, molecular function: prolactin receptor binding; hormone activity. The record is from RefSeq and is a predicted model, not a curated record. The transcript is spliced from 5 exons. Gene Ontology annotation, cellular component: extracellular region. The coding region runs from base 47 to 724 and encodes 225 amino acids. Gene Ontology annotation, biological process: positive regulation of lactation; positive regulation of receptor signaling pathway via JAK-STAT; mammary gland development. NCBI's taxonomy places the organism in Eukaryota, Metazoa, Chordata, Mammalia, Rodentia, Cricetidae.
CUCGGGCCUUCUUUGGUGAAGGGUGCUCUCAGCAAUAAUCACCAUCAUGAACAUCCAAGGGUCAGAUCGAAAAGGGACACUCCUGCUGCUUGUGAUGUCUAACCUGCUGUUCUGCCAAAACGUGCACCCCCUGCCAAUCUGUCACAGUGGGAACUGCCAGAUGACUCUCCAGGAGCUGUUUGACCGGGUGAUCAUGCUCUCUCACUACGUCUAUAUGAUGUCUGCAGAUAUGUUCAUUGAAUUUGAAAAGCGGUAUGCUCAAGACCAUGAGUUUAUUGCCAAGGCCAUCAAUGACUGCCCCACUUCUUCCCUAGCUACCCCGGAAGACAAGGAAGAAGCCCAGCAGGUCCCUCCGGAAGUCCUUCUGAACCUGAUACUCAGUUUGGUGCACUCCUGGAAUGGCCCUCUGUUUCAACUAGUAACUGAAGUAGAUGGUAUUCAUGAAGCCUCUGAUGCUAUCAUAUCAAGAGCCAAAGAGAUUGGGGAACAAAACAAGCGCCUUCUAGAGGGAAUUGAGAAGAUCCUUGGCCAGGCCUAUCCUGAAGCCAAAGGAAAUGAGAUCUACUCCGUUUGGUCACAGUUUCCAUCCCUGCAGGGAAUUGAUGAAGAAUCCAGAGAUUUGGCUCUUUACAACAAGAUCCGCUGCCUGCGCAGGGAUUCCCAUAAGGUUGAUAAUUAUCUCAAGCUCCUGAGAUGCAGAAUUGUCCAUAACAACAACUGCUAAGCCCACAUUC